Messenger RNA from Adineta ricciae, 4836 nucleotides. The record is from the annotation of a GenBank genome assembly. NCBI's taxonomy places the organism in Eukaryota, Metazoa, Rotifera, Eurotatoria, Adinetida, Adinetidae.
AUGCAUUCAACAACCGGUCAAAAUGCAUCAACAGUACCAUCAUCUUCGAUUUCUACGUCCUCAUCUUCCUCGAUAACAACAAACAAUAUUGAGCAAUAUCAUUAUCCACCUAUAUCUACACUUCGUCGACCGAGUCGACCAAGUAACAUUGAUUUAUCCGUAUUCGAUGUUAACAGUACUCAACAGGCAAAUGAUCCGGGAAUCUAUUCAGCACCGAUAUGCCAUCUGAAGCAAACAACUAAUACAAAUCAACAUCAUCGUCAUCAUCAUUCACACCAUGUCCAACAGUCAUCUUUACUUCUACCACCUCACCCUCAUACAGCAACAUUUCAUUAUCAGCCACCACAGCAACAACAACAGCAUGUUCAGCUAUCUUCGCCUCAUCAUCAACAACAGCAACAUCAUUUGCAUCAAUAUCCUCAACAAACUCAUCACCAUCAGCAGCAGCAGCAGCAACAGCAGCAACAACAACAACAACAGCAUUUACUCGAUCCGUUUUCUCAACAUCCGCAUACACCUCAUACAUUUCCAUUGCAGGCGUCAUCAAAUCAGUACCAUCACUAUUUUCAUUUUCCGCCAGCUGCGCAAAAUCUUGGCUCAGCAAAUAGUUCAACACCACCAGCAUACAAUCAAUUGACACUGCAGGCUAAUGUAACUACGAACGGUCAUCUCUCGCCAUUAAAUCAUCGAACAGCUGCAGUCUCAUCCUCAUCCACAGCCAACACUAGUCAACCUUCUACACCAACACAUAAUAAUCGUUUACUUGCUGUACAGAUGCAAGAACAACAACAACAAUGGUCUAAUCCAGUUCUCAGUCCAUUAAUGGUUAAACGAAUUAAUGAAGGAGGGAAUGUUGUUACAUCAAUGCCUAUCGAUGAUGAUGAAGAUCCAUCAGCUUCAAUUGAUGCUCUUGUUGCUGAUGUCGACUCGAAUGCUCACGACUUACUCGAUGAUCAACAAAACAAAUCCGUCGAUGAACAUAAGAAUACUUCAACGACACCUCUAACUGAAUCUCGACCGAGUACUGUCUCUCCGUCGCCACAUUUAUAUCUUCGAGGUACCUCACACAUCUUAACAACUCCACCGAAUCCACUUGCAUCGAAUGAUCAUCCAGAUAAUCAACUGACGGUGGCAAAUUCCUUUCGUAAAAACUUCAGUCCUAUUCACAGUGCAGGUUUCGAACUAACGAGUAAUUCAAGUGUGCAAAUACCAUCGUCUGCAACAGCAAGAACAUCGUUUUUCACUUUUGAUACUAACGGUCUUGAGCAAAGCGACUUAAAACGUCAUCUCAAUAAUGAAACUAAAGAAGAUAAUCAGGAAAAAAUAGUCAAUUCACUUAUGAUUAACAUAGAUGAACGAACAAAUACAAUGUCAACAAAUGGGUUAAGCCAAGAUGAUAAUAGUAAUCAUAGUUCGACUAAUAGUAACAGUCAAAAUACAUCCUCAAGAAGUCUCAGUCAGAUGUUCAAAGCUUCAGGAGAAAACAAAAGCCGAUUAUCUUCCUCAUCACCAUUAUCUGCAGAUAGAAAACCGUCACCGUUAAGUUCUACGAAUAACAAAUCUCAAAGCAACAUGUCUUCGAUGUCACCUCAACAACAAGGCAACCGUCAUGUUUGUUCUCAUCCAGAUUGUGCAAAAGUAUUUGCGAAUAAAAGUGCAUUGGCCAAACAUAAACUGACACAUUGCCAAGACCGAAGACACAAAUGCGUCAAAUGUAAUAAAGGUUUCAAAAGACUUGAUCAUCUACAUGGUCAUAUGUUGACCCAUGAAGAAGAAAAGCCGCACAAAUGUCGUGUACCAGAUUGUAAUCGAACGUAUUGUGAUGCACGAUCAUUGAAACGGCACAUUGAAAAUGCACAUCAAAAUAUACUUGCUGCUAUUCAUGAAGGUGGACAUGAUGAAUACCGAAGAUUUCUCCCGGAAACUGCCUUUGUCAAAACCAAAGAUUUGAGUAGUGAUUUUUCCAUCGAUUCAGUUGAUAGCAAUUCACCUCGAUCAUCAUCAAUCGACAAUGAUCAAGGGUAUCAUGUAAAUCAACUUCGAUCAUCGAAUGGACAUAAAUUAGUUCCAACUUAUACAUUUGAUGAAGAGAAAUGUGUUGAAUGUCACAUAUGUAAAAAGAGUUUUAAAAAUGGCGCAGCACUCAAUGGUCAUAUGCGUUUGCAUGGUGGAUUCAAUGAUAAACAACCAUCACCAUCCUCAACUGAUAAUGUGCAAAAGAAGAAGCGUAUCACACCUCCGGGACCGAACGAUCGUCGACAAAUAAAACGUAAACGGCCCAACUCGCCUGUCUCAUCUAACGAUUCGCCUCAGCGACCUAUUCUUCAACGUUCAAUGCCAAUUAAAAGCGAAGAAGAUGAUUAUAUGCUUAUGUCGCCAUCAUCAAAUCCAGCUCAUCAAAGCAAUCUUCAUUCUUACCAACAAUCCAUGUAUCCAACCUUGCCACCGUGUUCCGACGUCUUACAACAACGUUUCUAUGAUCGAACAUUGUCAUCCCGAACGCGUUCAAUUUCGUCAUCUGUCAUUCAAACUCAAACGAAUUCAUUGUCGCAUCCGACCAUUAAAAAUCCUAUGAGUGUCCAACCUGUGCCGAACAUUUCGAAGCAAAAUCGGAAACAAAUUCCACUACCAUCACAAGUUUACGAUAGAAACAAUAAUCAUCCGUAUGGCUUUGAUUUGCGUAUGAACGAUGAUGCGCUCCAUAGCCGAAUCAAUAUGAACAAUCAUAAUAGUAAUCAUUCGUUGAAUAUUCCAGCUGGAAUCCUACGCUUUGAUCAACUAACAAAUGCACAAAUGUUCUCAAAUGUUGGAACAAUGCCGAACUAUGAGGACAAAAUUAAAAAAACUCUCUCGGUUGACGAAACAUUAAAAUAUUAUCAUCAAGACAGACAGAUUAAUGAAUAUUCAUCGGCUAAACAUCCUCAAUCUUAUCUAUAUGGUCGAUCAAUGUCCACUCAGCAUCAUCCAACAACAUUUUCCCAAUUUCCAGUCUCGCCGCAUGCCCCUACUACAUUAGCUCCAAAUAUUUUUCAUCAAAUCUUGCGUCAUACAAACGAUAUGUUGAACAAAGAAUUUUACAUAUCGCGAAACGAUCAUCUCAGCCAACAUCAUGCAAACAUAGAUGAUUCUAUGCGCUAUACACCAUCAACAAGUCCGUAUGCAACACAUCUAUAUCAUUCUCCAUCACCGCACAUUGUUCAUUCGCCGGCUGAUAGAAUACCUAAUCCAACAGCAUCAGUUAUAAAUACACCGGUGACAUCACCCUAUUCAAACCUAAAUACUAGUCAUUGUUCUCCAGCAUCAUCUACAGAUAUGUGCAAUAAUAAUCCAGCAUCAAAUAGUAUGCAACCGUCACCACUAACAAAUUCGGUUUUAUCUCAUGCAGCAUUGAAAAAACGUAUAUUGAAUGCGCUUAAACAGGAAGCUCAAGAUGAACAACAGCAUAAUCAAGUGGGACAAGAUUUUUCACCUACACCUGAGCAAAAUACUGAUCAAGACAAUAAAUCACAAACAAACGCCGAGACUUCUUCGGAUAAUUCAUCAUUAAAGGUUAUUCCUGUUAUCGAUAGUCCAAUACCUGAUACAGCUGCAAUAGCAACAGCAACAACGAUAAAAUCAGCAUCUGGUUUUCUUAUUGGUACACCAUCUUCGUCGUCAACAACAACAACAACAGUUAGUUCAUCAUCGGCGUCAUCCGACACGACACAUUUUAAUUAUGAAAAUCUUCCACCUACCAUUCCAGCACAAGUAUCUGAGCAAUCAACCGCAAAUUCAAACAAUAGCUCAUUUCAAUGGCCAUCGCAAGUUUCUCAAUUUCGCCGGCAACAAAGUUUAAAUAUUGCCAGUCAAACAUCAAACCCACUUCCAACAACUCCGUACACACCCCCGCCCAUGCUCAGUCCGUUUCGAAAAGGUCCAGGCCUUUAUUAUCAAGUUUUUUCCCAGACAACGCCAGCUGCAACACAACAAACAAUAACUGUACCAACACCUAGUUUACCCUUUACGCCCGUACCCGAUGAAAUAUCAGGACCAAAGAUCAACAUUGGCGAAAAAUAUCAAGCUGUUAUUCCUAAACUUCGAACGAAUCUCGACGAUAAUUCAGUCGAACAUGAUGAAUUAUUAUUUUCUCCAUCGGGACUUGACUCUCUCGACGAGACUGCACUCGACAAAUAUGAACAAUUAAGUCGAACAAAUCCUCUAUUAUUUUCUCCGCGUCAUUCACCAACAUUAUAUCCAAUUGAAUUAGUCUACAUGCUGUUACAUGAAUAUAAAGGUGAUCUUCAACGUACGCUAUCUGCCUUACUCGAUGGUACAGCCUCAGAUAUCAAACAGUGUCGACCAUUACAUCGCUAUCAUUUUCCUGAAUGUGACACAUGGACACAAGAAGAAAUCAAUGCGUUUACAAAAGCAAUGGACAGUUCCGAGAAGAAUUUCUUAGCUAUUAGUCGAGCUGUUGGAACAAAAACGGUGAAACAAUGUAUUGAAUUUCAUUAUAUGCCUAAAGUACAUUUUACGAAUCGAGAAACCAGUACGAACUCUCUCGCUACAAAACGAAAACGAUUACAGAUGAUUAAAGCGAAACAACUGCAUUCGCAGAAGCAAAUAUACGAUGAUGAUAUAUCUUCAUCCCCAUCAUGUAAUGAAUUCCGUAUGGACGAUGACAACGCAACAAUCAUAAGUGAUAAUUCAACAAUAACCGUAUUCUCCUGUGAUAUCGACGAUUGUUUACAAACAUUUACGAGUGAACGAGCGUAUCGUGCUCAUCGAAAUGAUCAUCGUCGUAUAAGAAACACAGGUACACCACCGGCGAACAUAAAAAGCAAAUCAAAAUCUUGA